GCGGUACUGUUGAUUUGAGAGCCAAGUCGGCAUGGUUCAACUGUAGUCGGAGUCCGAUGGCGGGCAUGACAAUGGCGUUUGAGAAAGGGAUGCAGUUGGCGGAAGAGGGCCAGUUUGCUGAUGCAAUCGCCUGUUUCCGCAAGGCGAUCGCGGAAGGCUUGGAGACUCCUGAAGUCUUCGAGUGCUUGGCUCAAUGCGAGAUGAUGUUGGACACCUUGAGCUCGUCCCAGCGCGCCGUGGUCGCCGCCCAGGAAGCCCUCCAGCGCCUGGGAGCCGAGGAGGCACCUGGGAGGCUGAGCUGGGUCGAUGCUACGCUGACCUUGGCGCGUGCAUUGAGAUGCAAUUUUGACCUCCCUGCUGCGGUCGAUGCGUACCACGCUGCCGUGCGUUUGGGUGCCUCUGCGCCGGCAGAGCUCCAGAGCGCCGAGGAGGAGCUGCUGGAGCACCGGCGGCGCCUCAAGCGUUUGCCCUCCAUGGAGGGAUGGCACCGCCGCUUCCAGCGACAAAUCGACCGUGCCAAGCGACUGCGGAGACCGGAGUGGAGUGCUGAGAAGUGGAGAUCAAACAACCUGGCCGCUAUGGACCUGACCCAGAUCUUCGGCAGAGGCAAGGGAAACAUCACACGGGUGACUGGUAGCGCAGACUUUGGAGCUUUGUACCAGGGCACCUCUACACCUGUUGUUCUUGUUGGGGCUAUGCAUGGCUGGGCGGCCAUGAAGUCGUGGAGCAUGGAGCGCUUCACCGAAGACUUUGGGCAUCAGAAGAUGAUUUGCGAUUGGUGCUUCGGCCUCCGUUUGAGGCUCAACGACUUUGCGGAGUAUGCGGCAACACAAGCAGACGAUGACCCACUGUACUUGUUCGACCAUCUCUUUGGAGAAUAUCCAGCUACAAAGAGCUUGCUGGAUGAGUACCAGGUGCCAAGCGUUUUUGGAGAGGACCUUCUAGCAGGUCUUGGAUCUCUUCGACCACCCUAUCGUUGGCUGCUGGUGGGCCCCCGACGAUCUGGCAGCAAAGUGCAUCAGGAUCCCUUGGGAACCAGUGCCUGGAAUGCAUUGAUCUCUGGCAGAAAGUUAUGGGUGCUUUUCCCUCCCAAAACACCCGCCGAGAAGUUGAGGCCGGAGUCCAACGAGUUGAAGGAGUUGGACUCGGCGGCGGGGUGGUUCCUGGGCUGGUGGCAGAAGGCACGAGAAGAAGAGUGGCCCAAAGAGUUUCAACCCAUCGAGCGCCUUGGUGUCGUUUGGGUGCAUCCAGUGGCUGCUUUUGUGAUUUUUUACUCACACCGACAAGGAUACGAUUGCAGUCACCCAGAAUUUCUGCAGCAAAUGGAACGCAAGCGAGGUUUGGAGGUGCACCACUGCGACGCAUCCGGUGCUCGCGCGCCAGCUGCGGCCACUCCUUGAACCACUGAGCAGAGAUGGUGAACUAGGCAAUCCACGACAAUCUUCUGAGUAUGAUAAAGAGGUGCCUCGGGCCGAUGGCGCAAGUACUGAUGAAGACGCUUCGUCAGAUGAUGAGUAUUUGACUUGGCUUUGGGAGCGCAAGCGCCAAAAUGAUACGUGUGCGCAUGCUGACAUCAGGUCCUAUUUGUUGAAUGUGGCGUGACUAAUUGUUAUUUCUUCAAAUGUUCCUUCCUAUCAAGAGGACCUGUCCUGAUUGCUCUUGCUGAGCCCUUCGAUUUGUUGUCUCUGAUAGAAUGUCCAUCUUCUCAACUUGACAAUUGAGGGGCACUAUGUUUCUUCUUUUAAAGAACAUAUACGGGAGCGUAUUAGUAUCCGACACUGGAAGU
This is a messenger RNA of Durusdinium trenchii, 1786 nucleotides long. The record is from the annotation of a GenBank genome assembly. Lineage: Eukaryota; Dinophyceae; Suessiales; Symbiodiniaceae.